AUGACCGGUGUGCAAUCCACACAAGCCGUCACGUCCGCUUCAUGGCCAUUUCCGGGGUUGGAUGUGCAGUCGGAAUUAGCGAAGUUGCCACCUUUGACAAUUCCAGUUAAACACAAGACAUCCUCCAGCUAUCUGCUGAGCUUGCCGUCCAUGAAAGCCCUGAUCGGCGAAUACCCCCCGGAUCUGUUCUUCUUGCUGGAAUCAAGAAGUCAGUUACCACCAGAGCUAUCAUUUGAGCAAUUGUCCAAGCCCAGGCCGCAACUCAACAUCAGGCGAGAAGUAGCCGACGAAUUAGUAUCCACGUUCUUCACGUUGGCUCAUCCGAACCACCCAAUCUUGGAGCAGGCUGAAUUCGAGGAGAUUUAUAAUCGAUUUUUGGAAGUUGGUCCUGACUCCAGCAUUCCGUCUGCGCUCUGUAUGGUUGUGCUAGCUCUUGGAGCUGUCGCGGCUUCACCUCUCAAGGCCCCGGAAUUUAAAGUAUCGCCUCCGGGCAUGGAAUACAUGCAACAUGCACUGCCCACGCUUAUAUCGCAGUCAUCCUGGUCGUUUUCGUUCAACCUUCUACUACCACAGGCCCUGGUACUCGCCAGUGUGUACUUUGCAUACAUUGUCCGCCCACUGCAGAGCUGGAGACUGAUUUACUCGGCGUCUACAAUUCUUCAGUUCAAACUGUCAGGAAUGGAUGCGCGGGAGGAAGGACCAAAUUGGCGUGAGAGUAUCAUCCGUCUCUUUUGGUCCUGUUUCCUCGUAGAAUGUGAUCGACUAGCAGAGUUGGAGCUGCCACGAAGCGGUCUGCAGCAGCUGACUGACGAAGUUAGCCUUCCCAGCUGUUCGAAUCUCGGUUUAAUGCAAUCUACGUGUUACCUGGCUGAAAUCUCUGUUCGCCGAUUGCUCAACAGAAUUCACAACUCACUGUAUCCCAGCAAGAUGCACCUAUUGACUCUUUCAUCUACCACUCUGAUGACUCCGGAUGAAUUCUCAAUCGAGGACGUUUCUUCCAUGAUCAAUGUGUCCGAUGAACUACACGAGCAGCUCAAAAUGUGGCACUCUUCGAUACCAGAAGCCUUUCGCCCAGUCUUAGGGAUGGGAAUCCCCCUCAACCCUACAAACCCUCGCGAGGCGAUUCUUCGAAUCCGGUAUUUCGCUGCCCGACACAUCAUUUACCGGCCGUUUGUGCUGUAUAUAGCCACACACGGAGUUGGAGGAACAACAGAGACCAUGAUUGAGAAGGCAGGCAUUUGCAUCGAGAGCUGUCGGUACUAUAUUCACAACACUUCGCAGGUCAUGACCCAACCAAGCCAAUACACUUGGACGUUCUCCCUAUCAACACUGGGUGCCAUUGUGGUUCUCACGCUCGCUUCUCUAAGCCCCAAUUUGCGGCAUUUCGUUCCCGACAUUGACGAGCUUCAACAACGGGCGAUUGAUAACAUACGUCCCUGGGCAUUUUCCAGUCUCGAAGCUGUAAUUAUCAUUCUGGAGGAUAUACAAAGAAAGCAGCGAUUGCUAUCGCGCGUCUGA
Aspergillus melleus is the source of this 1518-nucleotide messenger RNA. Its product is annotated as fungal specific transcription factor domain-containing protein. The transcript has 3 exons. Gene Ontology annotation, molecular function: zinc ion binding; DNA binding. NCBI's taxonomy places the organism in Eukaryota, Fungi, Ascomycota, Eurotiomycetes, Eurotiales, Aspergillaceae. The coding region runs from base 1 to 1518 and encodes 505 amino acids. The record is from RefSeq and is a predicted model, not a curated record. Gene Ontology annotation, biological process: DNA-templated transcription.